Molecule: messenger RNA, 1180 nt
Organism: Paramisgurnus dabryanus
Lineage: Eukaryota; Metazoa; Chordata; Actinopteri; Cypriniformes; Cobitidae
Gene: bud23
Product: BUD23 rRNA methyltransferase and ribosome maturation factor
Biological process (GO): rRNA (guanine-N7)-methylation
Cellular component (GO): nucleolus
Molecular function (GO): rRNA (guanine) methyltransferase activity
Source: RefSeq, a predicted model, not a curated record
AUACUGAAGAAGACACUCCCGUGUCGUCGCCUGUCAAUGACGUCAUCUGCGUGCUCACCACAUGUGUGAUUAUUACAGUAGUGUUUUGAUCUGUAUUAAGCAGCAGACUCUUGAAUCAGUUCAAUAUCAACAUGUCUUCAAGUUGUCGUAGACCUGAACAUUCUGCUCCUCCUGAGGUGUUCUACAAUGAGGAGGAGGCUAAAAAAUACUCACAGAACUCUCGUAUGAUAGAGAUCCAGACACAGAUGUCAGAACGAGCUGUCGAGCUUCUUUGUCUUCCAGAGGAUCAGCCCUGUUAUCUGUUGGAUGUUGGCUGCGGCUCUGGACUCAGUGGAGAUUAUUUAUCUGAAGUUGGUCAUUACUGGGUUGGUGUGGACAUUAGUACAGCCAUGCUGGAUGUUGCUUUGGACAGAGAUGUAGAGGGAGAUCUUAUACUGGGAGACAUGGGUGAAGGAAUGCCAUUCAGACCGGGAAUGUUUGAUGGCUGUGUAAGUAUUUCGGCUCUGCAGUGGUUAUGUAAUGCAGAUAAGAAAACACACAGUCCUCCAAAGAGGCUCUACCUCUUCUUCAGCACACUAUACUCUUCACUGGCAAGAGGCGCACGUGCCAUCUUUCAGAUUUACCCUGAAAACUCAGAGCAGCUGGAGCUGAUAACAGGUCAGGCUAUGAAGGCAGGUUUCACAGGUGGUAUGGUUGUAGACUAUCCCAACAGCAGCAAAGCCAAAAAGUUUUUCCUAUGUUUAUUUGCUGGAGUGUCAGGUGUAUUACCCAAGGGUUUGGAUUCAGAGAGCGCUGACAGAUCUGUUUCAAAUCAAGCUCAGUUUACAACACAGAGGUCACGUUUUAAGAAUAUGAAAGGGAAGUCUGUGAAGAAGAGUAAAGACUGGAUUGUAGAUAAGAAGGAACGACGACGCCGGCAGGGAAAGGAUGUAAGAGCUGACACAAAAUACACGGGGCGUCGGAGGAGACCACACUUUUGAAUUCUCUGCUGCAUGAACGCCUACAGUCUGUCUGUUUAAUUCAGAGAUUAUAUAACACGUCCAGAUGACCUUUGCUUCAGUAUGUCAUGUAUUGAAAUGGAUGAAAGAGACUUACAGACUUUCAGGAAAUCUGCAAAUCUGGCACAUUUUUAAAUAACUAUUGUGUUAACAGAUCUGUUAAUAAACCAGGUUCAAAUAUC